Messenger RNA from Meira miltonrushii, 3473 nucleotides. RefSeq names its product HCP-like protein. The transcript has a single exon. Bases 366 to 3200 code for a protein of 944 amino acids. Lineage: Eukaryota; Fungi; Basidiomycota; Exobasidiomycetes; Exobasidiales; Brachybasidiaceae. The record is from RefSeq and is a predicted model, not a curated record. Gene Ontology annotation, molecular function: protein binding.
UAAAAACAAACCUUCAAACAAAAAGUUUUUAUCUUUUAUUGAGGAACGCAAACAGAGUCAAAAAACACAGGAGCAAAAUUAUUGUUAAAUUGCAGUGCACCACUCAGUGUGUUUGUAUACAUCUCGGCUUACACGCUUGAGAGAAAACAUCAGGGCAUUGCACACACACACAAGCACAGGGUGUUUAGUGCACUGCAUAUAUGCAAUUGCUCUCUUUUGUAUGCCACUCAGUAGAUUACGCACACACACACACAUACAUCCGAUGCAAUCGAUUUGUUGUUGAGAAUAAUCAAACAACAAAUCUCUACUUCUCUCAUUGAUGUUCAUGAUCGGAUUCAAACCUUCAUCGUUUUGUUAAAGAUACGAUGACUGCAACAAGUAGGCCGAAUAGCUUCUUUGGCUUAGACGAUCAUCAACCUACAACAGGGAUCGCAUUAGGAGGUGAUGAAAACAAUAUAGCUUCAGCUUCAACUUCAACACCAACAAAAGUAUCAUAUAAAUCAAUAAAUUCAAUACCUUUUACUUCACAACAAACAACAACAAACGAAGAUAAUGCAAGUGAAUUAGAAGGAACAGAAGAUCUUGCGCCCCGAGCAAGACCUUCAAGUUUCUUUGGAAUGGAACAACCUUUAGGUCAUGUACCAAAUCCAACAGAUUCAAGAAUUACCUCCAAUUCAAAUCCACCAACAACAAAUAGUUCUGCUGCUUUAGCAUCUUUUGCUUCUCCAAACAUAAACGCAAAUCAAUCCCCUCAAACAGGAACAGAUACACCCAACGGUAAUCGUGGAGGUUCACCUUCGCCUCCUUCUAUCGCACCUUCUCAAUCAGCAAGUAAUUAUGGCAGCGGAAGUGCAGAAAGGAGCGUGAAUGGAGCCACACGACCGGCUAGCAUCGCUCCUACUACCAAUGGACCACUACUGGAUCAUAGCCAUUUACGACCAGGAGAACAGGCGGCAUUGUUGAGUCACAACAAAACACUUGAGCUGUACAGGCUCAAUGCAAAGAAGACCAACGAUCCCGAGCUGAUCUAUGAAUUGGCCGUGUUUAUGAUCGAUGCAGCCAAGAGUAUGGGCGGAGAUGAUAGCAGUGGAGGAUCUGGACCGACAGGUUCUGGAAGUAGCGUUGGCGUUCAAGGUAAAGAGGAAAGCGAUCGAGAUGAAUUGGUAAAGGAGGCUGUUGGCUUGCUCAAAAAGAUUGCUGAUAGAGGUCAUCCUGAUGCUCAAUAUUUCUUGGCAGAUUGUUAUGCAAACGGAAUCGGAACUGUGAAAGGCAAACAAGAUUUCGAUAAAGCAUACCCGCUCUUCGUUUUGGCUGCCAAGCAUGGUCAUCCUGAUGCCGCCUAUCGGGCAGGAAUGUGUUAUGAAAAAGGAUGGGGAUGUAGACGUGAUGCAGCAAAGGCUAUUCAAUUCUAUCGAAAAGCAGGCGCCCAAUCCCACCCCGGUUCGAUGUACAGAUUGGGAACGGCAGAAUUGAAUGGUGACCUAGGAUUGAAGAAAAGCGCUCGUGAAGGUGUUAAAUGGCUCAAACGUUCAGCCGAAGCUGCCACUCCGGAAUUUCCACAUGCUCUUCAUGAGCUUGCACUCUUGCAUGAACGUGGUGUGGACAACGUCUUGUUCGCUGAUCCAGAGUACGCAUGUGAAUUACUAGCACAAGCAGGUGAGAUGGGAUAUGCUCCCAGUGCUUACAAGCUCGGUGUCAAUUACGAAUACGGCCGAAUGGGUUGUCCUCAAGAUGCAGGAUUGAGUAUUCACAUGUACAAUAUUGCCGCACAGCAGAAUCACAAAGAAGCAUGCUUUGCUCUCACAGCUUGGUACCUUGUUGGCGCUCCCGGGAUAUUACCGCAAAGUGACACCGAAGCUUACUUGUGGGCCAAGAAAGCAGCGGAACAAGGAUUGGCAAAAGCUGAAUACGCCGUCGGAUACUUUACAGAAAUGGGAAUAGGAUGUGUUGCAGAUUUGAACGAGUCUCGUUCAUGGUAUCGGGCAGCGGCUGAGCAUGGAGAUAAAAGGGCAAAUCAACGAUUGAUCGCAAUGGGUAUCACACCACCCGAAGAGACUAGACUUGCUGCUCCAUCUGGAAAACGCAGAGCAUCUGAACCGAAUACGGGUGCAUCUGGAGCUUCGAAUGGACAUGAUGAAGAACAACCACCUUUGCCACAAAAGCCAUUAACAGCGCGCGAACAAGGAAUGCGAGUCGCCAAUCCUGGCGUGAUGGGUAUGCAGGCAAUUCAGCCCACAAGCGCACCUUUUCAAUCGGCAGUAGAGAGAAGCAAUAUGUCUCCAGCAGCAGGAAAUAUGCCAAUGCAUUAUCCAAGUCCACUUAAUAUGCGUGAAGUGCAAACGGCACAACGUGAUCAUGCUCAUCAAAUGGCCGUGCAACAUCAUCAGAGAUUACGUGAAAUGAAUGGUCCCAAUGGUCCUCCUUCUCUUGGUCCUCCCUCUCAAGGAUCGACAACAUCUUUGCCCAACACAAUCGCAGGAUCAGAGCAAUCUCACAAUUCUAAUCGCACCGGACCUGGUUCGCCUCAACAGUUGCCGUUGGCCAGACCUCAUUCACCACCCACGAACGCAUUGCAAAACCAAUUCCAGAAUAUGCAUAUGCGUAACGGUCCUGGUGGUAACAUGUUACCCAGACCUCCAAUGCAAGCCCCACACGAUUUCUUGCGCAAUGGUCCACCACCGUCCGCUUCAUCUCAUUCAUCCGGUCCGCCAGGUCAAUUCAGCAGACAGCCAUCUGAUUCAUCCAGACAAUCUCAUACGUCUUUACCUCCCAAUCACAGACAAAACGGGAACGGGAUGCAAAGACCGCCUUCGGGAGCGGAAGUUGCUUAUUUACCUCAGCGUCCACCACCACCGCAAAUGAUGAUGGGCGGCGGCCAAGCUGGAAUGCACGGAAAGCGACCACCUCCUUUCCGACCUCAACAACAAAGACAAAAUAGUGCACCACCAAGUCCACAAAGCGUUCAACUUGCAGGACACGGUAAUGGUUAUCCAAGUUAUUCGGCCAAUAGACCACCACCGCCGCAGCUUGCCAAUCAAUUCGGACCUGGACCUGGACAAAAUGGAGGAGGAGGAAUUUAUCGACCUGGCAUUCCGGUUUUGCAACAGCCACCGGAAAUGAUCAACGGAGGAUUACAAAACGCCGAUGAUUCUCAAUCAGAAAAGAAGAAGAGUUUAUGGGCUCAGCUAAAGGCGAUGUAGAGAGAGAGAAAUCCAUUAGCACUCUUUCCCCCUUUCUUUCCCCAAUUUAAUCCCCCUUCCCCCCACUUUUAGACGAUUUUCUUUGUAGCAAUCAAUUUCACAUCUUUCAUAGGACAAGCACAUUCUCUUUGUCCAUCGGAAAAAACUGCAUUUCCCCAAUCUCACCUUCAUAUAAUGACUUUUGUUCAUGCACCUCACGUACAUUCUAUCAUAUAAUGGACACUUAUUUUCAUGAUCACACCCUUAGUGCAUAUUGAAAUCUCAAUUAAUGAC